Molecule: messenger RNA, 1107 nt
Organism: Capronia coronata CBS 617.96
Lineage: Eukaryota; Fungi; Ascomycota; Eurotiomycetes; Chaetothyriales; Herpotrichiellaceae
Exons: 1
Coding region: 1-1107 (368 amino acids)
Molecular function (GO): nucleotide binding
Source: RefSeq, a predicted model, not a curated record
AUGGCCCCUAUCAGAGUAGGAAUCGUAGGAUUGUCCAGCAAACCAGGCACAUGGGCGACGCUGGCGCAUCUGCCUCGACUGGCCACAUCGCCCAACUACCAAAUCGUGGCGCUGUGCAACUCGACGCUGGAGUCGACCAAGGCGGCCAUCAAAGCGCACCACCUGCCGGAGUCGACCAAGGCCUACGAUUCCUACGAUCAGCUGGCAGCAGACCCGGACGUCGACCUCUAUGUCGUCUCCACUCGGGCCGACACGCACUAUGAGGUGGCCAUGCCUGCAUUGAAGGCCGGACGCAACGUGUUUGUGGAAUGGCCACUGGCAGCGACCACAGAGCAAGCGAGAGAAAUGGCGACCCUGGCCAAAGAGAAGAACGUCAAGACCAUCGUCGGUCUCCAAGGCCGCAUGUCGCCGAGUGUGAGGAAGGUGAAGGAACUCAUCGACACGGGAGCCAUAGGAGAGAUCCACAGCGUCAAUUAUCAGGGAGCCAUUCACGUAUGGCAGAAGAACGCGGCGGGCGAACGGUAUCAGUAUUUCAUGGACCGCAAAGUCGGGGCCAACCUCCUGACCAUAUACGGCGGCCAUAUCCUCGACUCCAUCUUCUAUGCAGUGGGGGAGCUGUUGCCAGGUAGCUACACUCCCAUGGCGGCCAACCUGAGACCCAAGAUGCACCUUCUCAAGGACGACGGGUCGCUGUCGGAAGAGCUCUAUGACAAGGACACCCCCGAUCAAAUCCUGCUUCAGGGCAAGCUGGACCGGCACCCUCGUGCAGUGUUCAGCUUCCAUCUCCGCGCGGGGGAUAGGUUCAUCGGCGGCCCGGGCUCCACGUGGAGGAUCUACGGGACCAAGGGCGAGCUGGUGGUCGAGUUCGCCAGUGCUGGGCCCCAGAUGGCCAAGGCCACCAGUAUCCGCUUCUCGAAUGCCGAGAAGGGCGAAAUCGAGGAGAUCACGACCGACGAGGGCGGCAAGAAGUGGACAGACCUUCCGACCCAGGGCCAGAAUCCCGGUCGUCUGUACGAGGCGUAUGCUGAAGGUCGGCCCUAUCCUGACUUCGACAGCGCGGUCCAGCGGCAUGAACUGCUCGAUGAAUUUUGGGCGAGCAUGUCGUAG